Hansenula anomala is the source of this 1076-nucleotide messenger RNA. RefSeq names its product mediator complex subunit MED6 (gene MED6). Bases 291 to 1076 code for a protein of 261 amino acids. Gene Ontology annotation, molecular function: transcription coactivator activity. The record is from RefSeq and is a predicted model, not a curated record. Gene Ontology annotation, biological process: regulation of transcription by RNA polymerase II. NCBI's taxonomy places the organism in Eukaryota, Fungi, Ascomycota, Saccharomycetes, Phaffomycetales, Wickerhamomycetaceae. Gene Ontology annotation, cellular component: core mediator complex; mediator complex. The transcript is spliced from 2 exons.
AUAACAAGCCCUCUGUAUUAUUCUAGUGGAUGGUAAAGUUCUAAGUCUGGAAAACAUGGUGGAUCGUAUUGGGGUCGAUAAUCAAGACGUAAACUACCAAAUUGUUCGUUGAUGUACUUGAUUUUUCAUUCAAAUUUUUUGACCAUAGAAAAAAAGUAGUGGCCCAAAACCAAAUUUACCCUCUAUACAAAAUUUCGCGAACUCAUGAAGAGUUAUCACUUCAAUCGAAAAUUACUGCCUUUUAAACAUCAACAAGUUUCCAACCAGUAUAUUAAUAUUUGUUAAUAAUAAUGUCAGACAAUACCCCUCUUGAUGAACUACAAUGGAAAUCUCCAGAAUGGAUACAGGCGUUUGGACUAAGGACAGACAAUGUGCUGGAAUAUUUUUCACAAUCACCAUUCUUUGAUAGAACUUCUAAUAACCAAGUGGUUAAAAUGCAAUCUCAAUUCAAUGAAAACAUUCAGCUGCAUAGCUUGAAUAUUGAAAAUGAGCUUAAAAAGAUGACAGGUAUUGAAUUUGUGAUAUUGCAUCGCCGUGAACCUGAUUUUUGGAUCAUAAGGAAACAAAAUAGAUUGGGACCUGAAAAAGUGGAAUCAUUAUCAGAUUAUUAUAUCAUUGGGGCAAAUAUAUACAUGGCACCAAAUGUCAAGGAUGUGGUAUCUACAAGAUUGCUCAGUUCCGCGUUAUCAUUGAAGAACGCAAUGGAUAAACUACAAUCACUAGCUCAAUUCACUCCAUCUGAUGGUCAUACAUACCGUUUAGAAGCUACAGAAACACCAGCCCCUUCUAGACCAAGAACUCUUGGUAAUACACCAUAUAGUCCUGCCACACCAACUGUUCAAGGAUCGGGUUCCUUGAAUAAAAGUGAAUCAUUAUCAAUUGCUACAAUAGACAACCUAUUCAACAUAUCAUUAAAAAACAACAUUGCAUAUUUAGAUGAAGUACCCUCUUCCAGACCAGAUGCUGUCUUUGAAACUAAUACAAAAAACGCUGUUGUUAAAUCAACAAUAGCAAUUAAUGACGAUGAGCAAAGUAUAGCAUCUGUGAAAAAGGGCAAAAAACCUUUGAAACAAUGA